AUGGGUUUAUUUAGCACACAGCAACAACAGGACGACGAAAACACACCUAAAUUGCCACCACCAAGAGCAGAACGUAAACUAUGUUGGGAUAAACGUGAUCAAUUCUUUAAAUGUUUAGAAGUUAAUAAUAUUAAUGAUUCAUUAAAAGAAUUAGAUUCAGUUAAUAAGAAUUGUUCAAUUGAAAAGCAACAAUUUGAAUCAUCAUGUGUUAAAAGUUGGAUAACUUAUUUUCAAGAAAAGAGAACUAAUGAUUUAAUAAGACAAAAAUAUAUUGAAAAAUUAGAAUCAGAAGGGGCAAAACCUUUAACAUUUAAAUUAGAACCAACUACAAGUGAUAGAUAG
This is a messenger RNA of Hemisphaericaspora subhashii, 342 nucleotides long. RefSeq lists its product as uncharacterized. The transcript has a single exon. The coding region runs from base 1 to 342 and encodes 113 amino acids. NCBI's taxonomy places the organism in Eukaryota, Fungi, Ascomycota, Pichiomycetes, Serinales, Debaryomycetaceae. Gene Ontology annotation, biological process: mitochondrial respiratory chain complex IV assembly. The record is from RefSeq and is a predicted model, not a curated record. Gene Ontology annotation, cellular component: mitochondrion; respiratory chain complex IV; mitochondrial intermembrane space.